This is a messenger RNA of Candidula unifasciata, 387 nucleotides long. Lineage: Eukaryota; Metazoa; Mollusca; Gastropoda; Stylommatophora; Geomitridae. The record is from the annotation of a GenBank genome assembly.
GGUGACAGACCAGCACAAGAAAGAAUGGGACUCCUGGAGAAUGCAGGUUUGCCAGAGAGUCGUCACUGGGCAAGUCAGCCUGAUAGUCAUCAGUCUGCCCUACGAUCAGCGAUAUUGAAAGUGAUACCUUUAGCCCCUAGCGACUGUCUGGAAUGUAAGCUCGUGGGAAGCAGUGUGAUGAUGUUGAGUGGGCUGUUGGUGCUGACUUCAGCAGUUUCAGCCAGAAAGAGGAACCCAAAGCUAGCUGGAUUGAAUGGCACAGUUUACUUACUCCUGUGUGGCAGUUUAUUUGCAGGGUUGCAGGCUGCUGCAUUCUCUCGCCUGUUUGAUGUGGGGCCAUUUGACAAGCAUGCUGGGAUAUCUGUGACCACAGGAAAGAAGCCAUGA